This is a messenger RNA of Cokeromyces recurvatus, 2376 nucleotides long. RefSeq names its product ELMO/CED-12 family-domain-containing protein. Bases 25 to 2250 code for a protein of 741 amino acids. The record is from RefSeq and is a predicted model, not a curated record. Gene Ontology annotation, cellular component: plasma membrane. The transcript is spliced from 6 exons. Lineage: Eukaryota; Fungi; Mucoromycota; Mucoromycetes; Mucorales; Mucoraceae. Gene Ontology annotation, biological process: actin filament organization; cell motility.
UUUAUUUAUUUAUUUAUUUUUUCAAUGUCUCAAUCUUAUAAUUUUGAUUCCAAACCAACUGCACAAGAAGCUAUUAAAAGACUUUCUUCCGGUUUUAGUUUAUCUGAAAGUUCAUCAAAUGUGAAUAUCUCUACUGCAAAGGACGAUAAAUCACUUAAAAUUGCAACUUUCUCAUUGCAAGGUUAUUUAAAAGAGAAAGAGUUUGCAGCUGAAUUUUUAGAAAGAGGAGGAUUGGGUUCUUUAUGUGAUAUCAUCAAAAAUUCUACAGGAAAUACUUUAGCUUACGCACUAAAUUCUUUUUUAUCUCUUAUGGAACAUGAUACAGGUUGGGAGUCGUUAGAGGAUGACUUUAUUAUUCAUAUUGCACAUGUUGUCGUGAUAGAACAACUGGCUACCAUUGCUCGUCCUGCUAUCGCGAUUUUAGUCAAAUUAGUUUGUGCAACAUCAGAUUCCGUUUCAUCCAUUCGUUGUUAUGGCUAUCCAACCAUACAUAAAGCAAUUGAAGCUGAACCAACCUUCAUUACGACUCUUGUAGAUAGACUCCUAAGCCCAGAAUACAUGUUAUCUAUCACGAGUAUGUCACUUUUGAUUGUCAUCUUAAAAUACGUAACAGAUGAAUAUCGAAGUCAGCUUUCAAGCAUGUAUGAACACUCCAACUUACAAAAAAAUAUUUUGAGACUAAUGAAUCACCAUCCUUCAACUGAACUGAAAUUAAUGAUACUUGAAUACCAAACAGUUUUUAUGCAAAAUUUAAAUAAAAGGUAUAACUCAGCUGUUUCAAUAAAUAAUCCGCAUCAUGUCAAAAUGUUGAAUGAUAUAUGGGAAAUUGCAAAGUUAGAGCAAGUUGAUAUACCAGGUGCAAAGAAAUGGAAAAAGAUUGGAUUUACAUCAGAAGUGCCUCAUAGAGAAUUUAGACGAAUAGGUCUUUUUGGUUUGGAAGGAAUGCAUUAUUUCGUUAUAAAUAAUCAAGAUUUGUAUUCAAAACUAAUUUUAGAGCAAACUCAUCGUCCAGAGGGCAAACGAUGUCCAUUUGCAAAAGCAAGUAUAGAAGUUACAGAUUUAUUACUUAGUCACUGGAAUAUAACUGCAACAUCAAUAAAUACUACUAAAAGUGAAUUCCAACCAUUAAUAUUAAAUUUUAACCAUGUGCAUUCUACAACUUUACAAACUUUCUUUAGAAUAUUUCAUGAUAUGGAAGCUACAACGUUCGAUUUCUCAAAGGUUUCAGCUCUUGUAAGGAGUCAAUUAAGAUCAACAUUAAACGACAGUCUUACAUCCAAAAAUAUAAUCGAGUUUGAUCGAAUUAUGUUUGAAACUCCAUAUCAACAAAUUCGUGACCGUCGCUUAAAAGAACUUGAAUGGGCUGAUGAUUUAUUAGGAAGAGAUGCUAUUAGUCAUCUACGUACACGAUUAUCUAGACAAUCUUAUGAGUUUCUUAAGAAACAAAGAAUUAGUUGUUUACUAGAGGGUGCUUGGUUUCCUUGUCCUGUAUCUCAACAAAGAAUGUCUGUCAUUCCAUCAAAUAGCAAUAAUAAUAAUAAUUCUUUACAUUUAGUAUCUACUAUUACAAACGCUACUACUACUACUUCUGCUGCUACUACUACUGUUACCACUACUACUACACCUCUCAAUAACAAUCCAUCUCUUUCUUCCUCUUUGUUAACUAACAAUAUGAGUACAACGACUGGUAAUAAACGCUGGCGAUAUUACAAAUUAAGCCAAUCUAAAAAGGCGCUCAUGUAUGGUGAUUUUUCAGAAAAAAUAGCUCCCAUAUUAAAAUCAUAUGAAAAGCUACCUAACCGUAUUGAUUUAAGUUCCAUUGUUGAAAUUCAAACAAUACAUACCAAGUCAUCCAUGAAUCAUCAUAGUGCUACGUCACAAGCAUUCAGUAAUAGUAACAACAUGAUGUUGGAUAGCAGUCUAUCAUCAGCUCCAUAUGCUAGCAAAUUAUCAUUUGCAUUAUAUACGGAUCAUAAUAUUCCGCUCGCUGAAUUUUAUUGUGCCACAACAACUCAAGCAGCUGAAUGGAAAGACGGAUUCAGUAUGUUAUUACUUGAUAAGCGGUUUACUUGCAAAGAAACUGCUGAGUUAUUUCACACCCUUACAGAAGUGGGCGUGAAAGUAAAAUUAUUACAGAUUGCUGGAGAUCGAGUUGAAGUUCCUCACGGUGUUAUAGAAGUACCUCCAGUACCUUCUGGUUUAGGUACUGGAUUUUUUUAUGAUACUACUUUUGACUAUACAUCAUCAUAAUAAUAUCCGUUAUUAAUAAAUACCUAUUAUUAUGGUAUAUGAUAUAUUUAUUAUUUUAAACAAAUCAAGUUAUAUAACAAUUUCUGUACAUAGAUACUUGGAUAUAAGAAAAAUAAAUAAAUAAAU